AUGGUUGCUGAAAUGAUUGCUGAAACGUUUGCUGAAAUGGUUGCUAAAACGGUUGCUGAAUUGGUUGCUGGAAUGUUUGCCAAUGUGUUGCUUGAUUUGGAAUUACAUUCCCGAACCCUAAUGGUACACUCACAAGGGUUGAUCCUGAUGACUCAAUUUUGUUCUCCACCUUUGGUC
Molecule: messenger RNA, 177 nt
Organism: Dentiscutata heterogama
Lineage: Eukaryota; Fungi; Glomeromycota; Glomeromycetes; Diversisporales; Gigasporaceae
Source: the annotation of a GenBank genome assembly